This is a messenger RNA of Scophthalmus maximus (turbot), 2172 nucleotides long. RefSeq names its product calreticulin 3b (gene calr3b). The transcript has 9 exons. Gene Ontology annotation, cellular component: endoplasmic reticulum membrane; endoplasmic reticulum. The coding region runs from base 84 to 1346 and encodes 420 amino acids. Gene Ontology annotation, molecular function: calcium ion binding. NCBI's taxonomy places the organism in Eukaryota, Metazoa, Chordata, Actinopteri, Pleuronectiformes, Scophthalmidae. Gene Ontology annotation, biological process: protein folding. The record is from RefSeq and is a predicted model, not a curated record.
CUUCCUGCUCCCCUCGGUAUUCACCACCAGUCAGCGAGGACACUGUCACCGGCGGAGAGUCGCACUGAUAAGCGGGGGUCAAAAUGAAAGUCUUCGGUGUAUUUGCGGUGAUCCUGGCAGUUUACUGCGCACAUGCAACGGUUCUCUUUCGGGAGGAGUUCCUGGACGGUGACGAGUGGACAAGUCGCUGGGUCACCUCCAAACACAAGUCUGACUAUGGAGAGUGGAAACUGACGGCUGGUAACUUCUACGGAGAUGCUGAGAAAGACAAAGGUCUUCAGACGAGUCAGGAUGCUCGUUUCUACGCUACCUCGGCCCGUUUUGAGCCUUUCAGCAACGAGGGCAAGUCUGUGGUCAUUCAGUUUUCAGUCAAGCACGAGCAGAAGAUUGACUGUGGUGGGGGCUACGUGAAGGUCUUCCCCGCAGAUCUGGAUCAGGCCAACAUGCACGGAGAAUCCUCGUACUACGUCAUGUUUGGUCCUGAUAUCUGUGGCUAUAGCACCAAGAAAGUCCACGUGAUCUUCAAUUACAAGGGCAAGAAUCACCUCAUCAAGAAAGAGAUCAAGUGCAAGGACGAUGAGCUGACCCACAUGUACACACUGAUCCUGAAUCCCGAUCAGACCUAUGAAGUGAAAAUUGACAACGAGAAGGUAGAAUCUGGCAGUCUGGAGGAAGACUGGGACUUCCUGCCUCCCAAGAAAAUUAAGGACCCUGAAGCCAAGAAGCCAGAGGACUGGGAUGAUCGUGCCAAGAUCGACGAUUCUGAUGACACUAAGCCUGAGGAGUGGGACAAAGCUGAGAACAUUCCAGACCCUGAUGCUAAAAAGCCUGAAGACUGGGACGAGGAUAUGGACGGAGAGUGGGAGCCACCCAUGAUCCCCAACCCAGAGUACAAGGGAGAAUGGAAACCCAAACAGAUCGACAACCCCGACUACAAAGGAGCAUGGGUGCAUCCUGAGAUUGACAACCCUGAAUACAGUGCCGAUUCAAACAUCUACAAGUUUGACAACUUUGGUGUUUUAGGUCUUGAUCUUUGGCAGGUGAAAUCUGGCACCAUCUUCGACAACUUCCUCAUCACAGACGAUGUGAAGGAAGCAGAAGACAUUGCAAAUGAGACAUGGGGUGUGACAAAGGAACCAGAGAGGAAAAUGAAGCAGGAGCAAGACGACCUGAAACGAAAAGAAGAGGAGGAGAAGACCAAAGAACAAGAUACUGAGGCCGAGGAGGAAGAAGAUGAAGACGUAGACGAGGAGGAAGAAGAGGAGGAGGAAGAAACAAAAGAUGAAUUAGAGGAGGCACUUUCAGAAAUGGAGGAGGAGGAAGCAAAAAUUAAAGAUGAGCUUUAAGGAGGUUUGGGCAGAUAUUGUUCUGUCCCUCCAUUAGAAACUCUGUCCUGUAUUUCCCGGGGGGUAUUGUGGCUGCUGUGCAUCCUUUCCCUGAGAUCUGGACACGACUCAACUUGGGGGGCAAAUGUAGUGAAGUGGGGCAGGUGGGUGUUUUAAUGGACUUAGUUUCUCUUUCAUUUUGGUCUUGAUGUUGCCCUGUUGAUUGUAAGGUCUUUCCACCUACAGAAAGCCAUUCCUCAUUUUGUAAUAACGGAGAAUAAGGAGGCACUGAACUCCACUAUUUUCUUGAUUUUUCUUGAUUUACACAUCCAUGUUAUUUGCAGAUUCCCUUGCACACCUUGCUCAUCUGACAGUUGUCUGUGAAAAAAAGUGGUAAAUAUGGCAAUUGGGGAUGUACAGAUAUGGAAACAUCCAAAUGUUAAUAUAAAAAGAUAUCUUUCAGCCAAAAUGCACAUAACUGAAGAUAAAAGUGCAAAAACCUUUAGACUUUCAGCAAAAUAAAUAACAUUAAAUCACUAAAUACUGACAGAAAUAAAGACUGAAAACUUAUUUUGGGUGAUGUCUUUGGCACUGAGUUUUCAUUUUCUUUUCCACAUUCUGCGCAAUUGAAUGAAAUCAAAGUGUUUUUCUACAUUGAAAUGAUAGUUAUUCAAAAUGUCUUCAUGAUAAUGUGAUGGAACCUGCAUUAUAUCCUGAAAAAAUCUGGAGAAACAAGAUGGUGAGCGUGCCCCUGGUAUGACUCAUGACAAUACUAAGGGUCACACUUAUUUUUAUUGGACAGAAUGUUAUUGAUACCAAAGUUUUUAUUAAAAGAUUAUAACCUUAA